This is a messenger RNA of Mangifera indica (mango), 897 nucleotides long. Its product is annotated as RING-H2 finger protein ATL11-like. The record is from RefSeq and is a predicted model, not a curated record. Bases 38 to 739 code for a protein of 233 amino acids. Lineage: Eukaryota; Viridiplantae; Streptophyta; Magnoliopsida; Sapindales; Anacardiaceae. The transcript has a single exon.
CCUUCACAUAUUAUUCUUUCUUCUUUCUGCUUCACCUAUGGCAGUCCUAAAGAAGAAUCAAUGUCUUUGGAUUUUCAGACUUUCCACUUCCAAUCAUGGCAUUUUAUUCUUUCUGCUUUUUACACUCCAUGGCUUGCCGUACGUCACUGCGCAAUUCAGAACUGCGCCACCCGAUCCUCUACCGGAUAACGAGUUUAACACACAGGGGCUCACAUUCAACCAGAAAGUGGCUCUUGUCUUGGUGGUGUUGAUCAGUGUAUUCUUUUUAAUGGGAUAUUGCUCUGCUUACUUCCGACAGUGUUUCCAGCGGCGUUCACACCUUAGCGAUGGCGAGCCUAAUGCCGUCUUUCUUAGAGGAACCAACUACGGUUCCCGUAGAAUUACACGCGGACUCGAUGCAUCCGUUAUCAACACGUUUCCCACCUUUCUCUACUCCACUGUUAAAGAGCUUAAAAUCGGCGAGGGCUCCUUAGAAUGCGCCGUUUGCCUAAACGAAUUUGAAGACGACGAAACACUGCGUUUAAUACCCAAGUGUAGCCAUGUGUUUCAUACUGACUGUAUAGAUGCUUGGCUAGCUUCGCAUCACACGUGUCCCGUUUGCCGCGCAAAUUUGGUCCCUCAACCCGGUGAAAUGGCGUCCAGCAUCAUUCAAGUAUUUGACACGGAUAACGGUGGUUCGGGAGAGAGAGGAGUACAAGGAGGGGGUUCAGGAAUGGAAGUGGAAGAAUCGGGGCCUUAAACUACGAACGGUUCGACCGGUCAACUCGGUCUGGCCGCUGGGGUUUUAGGAUUCCAAAUGUUUGUGAUGAGGUGACGUGCACGGAACCGAACUUGCAGGAUAGAAGUCAUAAUAAUGAUGGUGAUCGAUCAUUUGAGCGGCUCCCUCCGGUCCAGUCU